UAACAUCCACAUGCAGAGUCUCUGAUCAGUCAGAAGUGAGACUGAACGGCGCUGACUGCACAACGCGAGCAGUCUGAAACUCUCCUGCAGCUCCUCUCAGUGUGUGUAUGGGACACAACCCUCCCAGACACCAGGGCAGCUCACUCCUGACAACCCCUCGCCUCAGAUCGACUCCCCGGGCGGUAGGCAGCAACGCUGCGGCGGCUCGGCCCCUCUGCUUUGCAGGAUGUAUCAAAAAACUGUCAUCCUUCUGUUCUUGAUGGGGAUGUUGAUGGUAGCAGUGGAGAUGAAGAAAAAUCGUCCUCCCGGAGCCAUCCCACCUCUUUAUAAGGGAAAUACUAACAGCUCAGAGAAACGCACACAUCGGAGGCAAGACGUUCUAGCUUCCAGUCAAGAGGCACUGGUGGUAACGGAAAGAAAGUACUUGAAGAGUGAUUGGUGCAAAACCCAGCCCCUUAGGCAGACCAUUAAUGAGGAUGGCUGUGUGAGCCGGACUGUCAUCAACAGAUUCUGCUACGGACAGUGCAACUCCUUCUACAUCCCCAGGCAUGUUAAAAGGGAUCAGGAGUCCUUCCAGUCCUGCGCCUUCUGUAAACCACAAAAAUUUACUACCCUGACUGUCAAACUGAACUGCCCUGACCUGCAGCCUCCCUUCAGACACAAGAAAAUCCAACGAGUCAAGCAGUGCAAAUGUAUAUCAGUAAAUGUGAAUGACUGGAGCAAGCAGUGAGAUAAGAUAAACAAUCACAACCUCCCCAGUCUGUAGGAAAUACUCCCAACUCUCAAUGCUGCCAUCAGAUAGAUACCCAUCUAAAGCAAGCACUGUACAAAACCUGCCCUAAUGUGUGAGUAUGAUUUUUGUUUGAAUGUGGCCAAACUUGAGCAGGAAGCUUUGAAUUGGGCAUGCUGGCACCCAAACAUUGGAUGUCUAUAAUUUUUUUUUGCAUAAAUGGGUGUAAAAUUCUUUUGAAGAGUUUUUUUUUAAAACAUUGAAUUCUAAUAUUAAAAGCCUCCCAGCCAGAGACUCCACAAAUAGUUGAAACACAGUCUUUAUUCUACAGACACUAUUCUGUCUUUAAAGUUUUUUUUUAACAGUCUGGACAUUUUCACUUUUAGUUUACUCACUGCUGUCGCCUGCUAUAUGAUACGGAUAUGGUGCCAAAACAGAUAGGAGACUUUUUGAUGGUUCACUGCAGAUAAGAGAAUUUGAACCGCUUAGACUGUGGACAGACAUGUACUGUGCUCCUGGAAGCACAAAGAUAGAGCCUGGGACUGAGCCAGCACUCUGCACCUCUGGACUGCUAGAAAUCCAAAUUUUCAGCGGUUUUAUAUGGGAAUAUUCUGAUCAACUUGCAUUGAAGAUAAUAGUAUAUAUUUAAUUAUUCAAAACAUUGUUUCAUUAUAGCUUUCCUUUGGUUUCCGCCUUCCGUAUUUCAGUACUCAAGAUCAUACUUUUGUACAUGCAUGUAUAAAUUAACGGCACUUUUCCAACAUCAUCCCAUUGAAGCUGAGCAUAGCAAAGGCACUAAAAGACAACAUUUCUUUUUUAAAUGAUUAUUGUUAAUAUAUGAUGGAAGUGUAAAUUAGUAGUUAUUGGUGUAUGCUCUUUAGUUUAUCUUUUGUAAGCUGCAUGUGGACAGUAUUUUGUUCUGAUGAUUCAGAAGUGCCAGUGAUCCAUAUUUUGGAAGUCUCACUCCCUUGUAAUUUAAUGCAGUGAAUCUGAUGUGUGAAUUUGGUGUGUUUAGUACCACUUAGAAAUGCCAGUAGAAAUAUAACCAUUACAAUGUCAUUAUAUUACUUAAGGGUAAAGUUAUUGGCAUGAACAUUUUUACUCAAUUAAGUCCCAGUGACAUUUCAAUAUACCAAAUAAUACUGCAGCUUAAACAGAACAUUUGGAAAAAAAAUACUAUUUUACAAAUGAAGUGAUUUUAAGCACUUGGCAUCCAAGUUUCAGACUAAAAGACACCAGCAGCAAAAUGAUUUAUAAUUGAACAGUUUGGUUGGUAGAUAUACAAAAGCAUUUUUCACUGUCCACUGCAUCAAGUGUCGUUCAAAUGGUUUUGCAGUGUGGCUGCAUUUCAUAGAACGACACUUCACUUCAUUCUGUAUAGCAAUUGAAUGCUGCAUGAACAUAUAACAUACAAAGUGAUAGACCUGAGCAGACUUACUGACUGAGAUUUUGGCAUGAUUCUGAUGAGCUCAUUGUACUGACCGUGGUAGAUUGGAUGCUACACUUUGGUCUUUUGCAGUGUCAGUGGCUCACCAAACCCAAAUGCGACCCACAAAUUCUCAAAAUAGUUCAGCUUCUUCAUAACUUAAAUGUGAUCUGUGCAUCCAGUCUUCUUGCCAGAUUAGCACAGUUCUGCUCCAUUUAUUCUAACUAUACCAUAGACAAUGCUUCUUUAUCCAACUGUAGAAACAGCUAUGAAUUCAAAUUAUUUAAUUUCAACUCUUCAUUGGUUGAUUUAUGACAUUUUUAAAGCACUUUUUCUUGGUCACCAGAAGUCUAUCUUCCUUCUUUAAGCUGUGAGUAGAGAAUAAAGAAUUGUCCAGGGAGUUGGAUGUUCAUGUCAUGCAGUCUUAUUUGUGAUUUGACCAGCAUGCAUUCUGGUUACUCCUCUCCUACAUGAUGGGGAGCUGGGUCCCGUCACUUUCCAACUAACCUGGAGCUACUUAAUGAGAAAUUUCCUUUUAGUUUCUUAAAGUAUUUACAAUAGAUUUCAUAGAUAUAGGAUAAAGAUGGCAGCAUUACAGAAUUGUAGGCCUUUAUUUUAGUAUGCAUACCUGAUACCAUAUUAGCCUGCCAGUUCUAUUAAGGUGUCACUCAGGUAGAUAAACUGUGUUAUAGAAUGCAAUAUGGUAGUUAUAAUUUACAUGGAGGGGGGAGGUCAAGCAUUCUGAAUCUCACACCAAUACAUCAUUUCCAUUGAAUAGUAUUCUAAACGACUCUUUGCCAACAAUGAAGAGAAUUGAAGUACUCCUGUACAGAAUAACAAUACACAUAUUCUUCAAAUCUUGUAGACAACCUAAUAUUCAAAUGGUAAGAAAUUUGACAAUUCCUAUCACCACAUUUAAAUAUUCAUUAAUCACAUCUAAUACCUGAACCCAGUAGAUAUUGAGCAUACUGUUCUGUUUGAUACGUUUCAAACUACUAUGUCUCUGAAGUUUGUCCAACGAUGCAAAGUUCCUACCAGGGGUCCUGAUGUAUAAAAGCGGAUGCCUUGUAUUGGUUAGACAAACUUCCAAAGUUCUAUGGAUAUUAUCAAAAUGAAGAAAUGCUAUGAAACUGAGAAAAAAUGUUAUUUUAUAGGUAUUCUGUAAAUUAUAUGGAUAAAAUAAUAAAAAGUUCUUGAAUUAAAGGAAA
Molecule: messenger RNA, 3364 nt
Organism: Hemiscyllium ocellatum (epaulette shark)
Lineage: Eukaryota; Metazoa; Chordata; Chondrichthyes; Orectolobiformes; Hemiscylliidae
Gene: grem2b
Product: gremlin 2, DAN family BMP antagonist b
Exons: 2
Coding region: 227-730 (167 amino acids)
Biological process (GO): animal organ morphogenesis
Molecular function (GO): BMP binding; receptor ligand activity
Source: RefSeq, a predicted model, not a curated record